AGCGCAUCGAAGGCGGAUCUGAUUGGUUUCCAAUUAACUUUUUUAUUUAUUAAAAAAGUCUAAUAAGUAAGUAAUAACUUCUAUCUUGAAAUGCUAUAGUAGUUAAUAAAAUGUUCUCCCGGAAAACAAAUUUAGCUUAACAAACGUAUAUGUGAUAUAUUUCAACAAGUAAUCCUAAUCAUUUGUCCAUAUAGUUAAUAAACACCAUCAGUCAAAUAAUUAACGAACUAGUAUGUUUGCGCCAUCAGACGAUUUCUGCCAAAAUUCUAAAUCCACUAUGUUUGAACAGUUAAGACAACACUACUCACUACAAUAUGAUAAAGAAACUGUGUCAAAUUUAAGUAGCCUAAUGAAUAUUUAUUAUACUUUAAAUUGUUUUCUCAAUGAUAAUUACAGUCAGUGUAUUAGCUAUGAUCAACAGAAAUCAAAUUUCGGAUUGAUUAACCCUUUAAUAACAAUUAAUACAUAUUCAGAAUAUCCAUUUUGGUCGUCUGUGUUAAUCUCCGCAGCAGCAGCUGCUGCUACAUCAGAAACUAUGCCAUCAGCCUUUCUAACACUACCAUCGAAGAUGAUAAAACAAGCUGAGACAAUGUCAUCCUUAUCAUCACUGAUGAUGGUCGAUGAGUUACAUCAAGAAAGAAAUAAGAAUAACUAUGAAGAGGAAUUUUAUAGUAAAUUCUUCAACUGUGUACUUAAUCGGAAUGAAAAUUUAUGCUGUAAUGCAGUGGAACAAUUAAGUUCAUCAUCAUCGUCUUCAUCAUCUUCUUCAUGUUCAACUUCAUCAGCAUCAUCGUCAUCGCCAUCAUUUCAGGGUAAAGAGAAGAGUAAUGGAUUUUUUGUCAAAGAUUUACUAAGUUCAAGUAAAGAUGAGAAUUUUCAACAACGAGACAGCAGUAUGUGUGAUUACAAUGGCGAAGAGGCAGGAACAAUUAGUGAACAAGAUAACAAUGAACGAUUCCUUAAAUUUGAAACCAUAACUUACACCAAUAACCACAGGGAUGAUGACAGUACUUGUAACAGUAUAAAAAAUCUUCAUCAGAUAAACUUCCAAAAGAAUAAAUCAGCGAGUAAAUUCACUACACCACAAGAAGAUAAUAAUACAAAUUGUAUUAGGAAAGUGUUAAAAGACGACGGAAAUCGACUGAAAACUAAUCGUAGUCAAAAUAGAAAGCUGAAUUCACGUCAUCGGACAGAUGAGGUCACGUCAUCCAGUAAGCUCAGUGCAAAUGAUUCAAACCGAUUACACUUACCAGCUUGGGUAUUCUGCACUAGAUAUUCAGAUCGUCCAUCAUCAGGUCCAAGAAUAAGGAAACCGCGGAUGAAUCGGUCACAUGAUGAACUUAAUUUAAAGCGACCAAGAACUUCGUUCACUGUUCCGCAACUCAAACGUUUGAGUCAGGAAUUUGAACAGAACCGUUACCUUGAUGAAGUUCGUCGUAAGAAACUGGCCAAAGAACUGGAUUUGAGGGAAUCUCAAGUAAAAAUAUGGUUUCAGAACAAGCGAGCAAAAACCAAGAAGGCUUCAGGUGGACAAAAUUGUUUAGCACUACAUCUGAUGGCUGAAGGUCUUUAUAACCACUCUGUUCGAGUUCGUCCUGAUUUAGAAGAAAACAGUGAUGGCUCAAGUAUUUCAGAAUAACACCACUAAACAAACUAACUUAAUGUAUUUGUAUAUCUUUAUAAAAAUUAUUCGAUCACUUUCAAAAUCAUAUCUCAUAUCUUUUUCUUUAAAAAUUGAUUGUUUAUUGUCUUUAAAGUAUCAAUUCUGUUCAUUGAUUGUUUGUUUAUUUGGUUCACUGAAAAUAUGAACACUGACUUCAAUAAUUAACUUGAAUCAUUUUAAUGUACUUAUAUAUUAUUAUGUUGAUUCAUUAUAAAAAUUAAAUUUUGAAGUUUUCUCUGGUUUCUGUUUUCUUAAUAUUUUGAAAAUAAUAACAAUAUUGAAACAAACAAUUAAUUUCAACCUUACUUCUUAUAUGGGAGUUUUCUUUUUGAUUUUUAUUGAAAUUAAGAAGUAUAAAUGAUUUCUGUUGUUGACUGAUUAUUUUUAAUUCAUACAUAAUUUAUAGCAUUGAUGCAAGCUAUCAAUUUAAUUAAAUAUGAUGUAGUGAUGUGUUAAUUUCAUAUGUUCCUCCUUAUCUUCUCAAAGUUGACAGACGUAAACUGACGUCUGUGUCUUUCUUCUAGUUUGAUCAAUAUACAAUGACAAGAUAU
Messenger RNA from Heterobilharzia americana, 2214 nucleotides. Lineage: Eukaryota; Metazoa; Platyhelminthes; Trematoda; Strigeidida; Schistosomatidae. The record is from the annotation of a GenBank genome assembly.